GCUCUUAACUAGGUCGGCCCGGAAAGUGCUUAGCAAGCUACUAGCUGCCAGGACUGAGCUAAGCUCAGAUCGGCGGCGGAGAGCUAGGGUUCAGGCGAGAUUAACUAAUGGCCUCAGUCGCAGCUCGGCGGAGGCAGGAGCUGGCGGCGGAGGGCCAGCGGCACCUCGAGGAGACGAUCGCCUCCGCUUUCCAGAUCCUUUCCUCCAUGAACGACGAGCUCUGCAACCCCGCGCUCUGGUCCUCCUCCGCCACAGCCACCGCCGCUUCCGCCGCCUCCCAGCAUCCCCACCACCAAAACGCAGCUCCCCCGCCACCCCACUCCGCCGACUCCGACGCCGAUACCAUGGGGGGAGCCGCGGGGGGCUCUGGUGGUUCGCUCGACGAGGCGAGGCACCGGUACAAGAUCGCCGUGGCGGCUUUGCGCGCGUCCAUUGCCGCGGUGUCGCCCUCUACUCAGGAGAUGGGGCCAACAGAAUCCAAAGGUGAUCAAGCCGAGAUUGAGAGAUUGGAAGAGCAUGCAUCUUCUUUGAGAAAGGAAAUUGAAAGCAAAAACAAACAGCUGAAACUCCUCAUCGAUCAACUCCGUGAUCUAAUAUCAGAUAUAUCAAUGUGGCAAAGCCCUUGCUCAGUGUGAGUUGUUGCUGCUAAUCAAUUCUUACAAGUCCCAAGGGAUCUGACUGUUUGAUGGGUGCCAAGGCCAAACUGCAUACGGUGCUCUCUUUAAUUGGAAAGUGAAUGGGAUAUGACCAAAGUAGAUGCGAUAUGACCAGAUCACUGUUACAAAAUUGUGAAAUCGUGCUGUAUUGCCCUUAAGGAUUUGAGAAAUGUAACGAGUGGCGUUAAAUGCAGAUUUGCUAGUAACCGAAACACGUGUAAGGUGCAUAUUGGACCCAACAUGGCUAUGGCCAUAACAGGGGAUAUUCUUCUAUUUUCUCUGAGGAUUCGACGUUGGCUCCAAUGCUUGUGUAAUGCUCCCUUCCUUUUCUUUUGUGAUCACUGUUUAUGUGGACUUGUGUUCUGUGUGGAGCAUAUUCUUUUCUUUUAAGUGAAAGUGCUGAAAGACCGUGA
Messenger RNA from Triticum urartu, 1069 nucleotides. The record is from RefSeq and is a predicted model, not a curated record. Lineage: Eukaryota; Viridiplantae; Streptophyta; Magnoliopsida; Poales; Poaceae.